AUGGAUGCAAGGGACUCUGUAGAUCAUGAAGAAAACCAUACGCCGUCGAGCUUUCUUUUUUUCUUCUUCGUCUUCUUCUUCUUAUUCUUCAUUUUUCUGCUUCUUUUUCUUCUACUUUUCUUCUUCUUCUUUUUAUUCUUCUUCAACUUUUUUUCUUCUUCUUCUUCUUCUUCUUCUUCUUCUUCUUAUUCUUCUUCUUCUUCUUUAUUUCCUAGGAUGUGGCCAAUCAAACUAGCUAUCCGAGUUUAUUUUAUCUAUCUAUCUAUCUAUCUAUCUAUCUAUCUAUCUAUCUAUCUAUCUAUCUAUAGUCUUCUGUUCAUGUCUAUCUAUCUAUCUAUCUAUCUAUCUAUCUAUCUAUCUAUCUAUCUAUCUAUCUAUCUGUUAAUUUCAUACAGAACUACUAUUUCUCUCCCUCUCACAAUCUAUCUAUCAACAUCUAUCUAUAUUUGUGUAUAUAUAUAUAUAUAUAUAUAUAUCUUAACCGAUUCAUAUCUAUCUAUCUAUCUAUCUAUCUAUCUAUCUAUCUAUCUAUCUAUCUUAACAGAUUUCUUUAUUUCUAUGAAUCUAAAUGGAUUUCUAUCUAUCUGGCUAUCUAUCUCAGUUAGUUCAUGUCUAUCUAUCCAUCUAUAUAUCACCUCUCCGUCUAUUCCUAUCUAUCUAUCUAUCUAUCUAUCUAUCUAUCUAUCUAUCUAUCUAUCUAUCUAUCUAUCCCAAUGGAUUUCUUUUAUACUACAUUAA
Messenger RNA from Acanthosepion pharaonis, 738 nucleotides. Lineage: Eukaryota; Metazoa; Mollusca; Cephalopoda; Sepiida; Sepiidae. The record is from the annotation of a GenBank genome assembly.